AUGACGCUGGGUGCCGCGGGCGCCGUGGCUGGCGGCGUCCGCUUCGCGAACGGGGGCUCCUAUGCUCGAUGCCGCCUUUCCUUCUUCUGCAAGAGGCGGCAACAACAGGCCUGGAAGGAGUAUCAACACAAGGUGCGGCUGAACAGGCUUAUUGCCAAGUUCGACCACGACAGAAACAGGAAGCUUGAAAAGGACCAGCUGAUAGAAUUGCUGACUGCCAUCGACAGUUCCACACCCGAGGGGACUACGCCUUCGGAAGAGGAGGUGAACUUUGUCAUUAGAAGCGCGGACAAGUCGAACGACGGCUGUAUAUCGGCGGACGAGCUGGAGGACGCAAUGUGCGUCUGGAUGACAUACAUGGAUCAUCGCGAAGACUGGGACGAACUGCUCAAGAAGCACGGCAAAAACGACGCUGGUACCCUGACGAGGGAAGAAUGCAAACAGUACCUGAAGGAUCUGAAUGGUGGCAGGGACGUGGAAGAGUACGAGCUGGACAUGGUCAUGAUUGAGGCCGAAGUGAACGGUAGUGGCGUGAUCACGAAGAUGAAGCUCCGCAGCGCCACGGCCGUGUGGUACGGCCACGUGGAGAGGCAGCACACCCGCUUUUGCAUGGUCUUGUGA
This is a messenger RNA of Prorocentrum cordatum, 621 nucleotides long. Lineage: Eukaryota; Dinophyceae; Prorocentrales; Prorocentraceae. The record is from the annotation of a GenBank genome assembly.